AGCCACCAUCCCGGAACCCCAUCACGAGUAAUCCCCAACCCCAAACCCCAAAUCCACCCACCCCACUCCCUCAUCCACUCCGGGCGGCCAUGGCCUGCUCCUUCGCCGCCGCCACCGCCGUCUCCUCCGCGCCCACCCACGCCGCCAGGGCCCUCGCCGCCGCGCCGCAGUCCGUCUCCGUCGCCCGCUCCGCGGUCGCGGCCGCAGCCAGGCCCCUCCGCCUCGCCGCCUCCAGAUCCGCGCGGGCCACCAGGCUCGUCGCCCGCGCCGGCGGCGUCGAUGACUUGCCAUUGGUCGGGAACAAGGCGCCAGACUUCGAGGCCGAGGCCGUCUUCGACCAGGAGUUCAUCAACGUCAAGCUAUCUGAUUACAUUGGGAAGAAGUACGUGAUUCUGUUCUUCUACCCCUUGGACUUCACCUUCGUGUGCCCGACCGAGAUUACCGCCUUCAGCGACAGAUAUGAGGAAUUUGAGAAGUUGAACACGGAGAUCCUUGGUGUCUCCAUUGACAGUGUGUUCUCCCACCUUGCAUGGGUGCAGACAGACAGGAAGUCUGGUGGGCUUGGCGAUCUUAAAUACCCACUUGUUUCCGAUGUUACCAAAUCAAUUUCAAAGUCCUUCGGUGUUCUGAUCCCUGACCAGGGCAUUGCUCUGAGAGGACUGUUCAUCAUUGACAAGGAGGGAGUGAUUCAGCACUCUACCAUUAACAACCUUGCCAUUGGUCGCAGUGUGGAUGAGACCAUGAGGACCCUUCAGGCGUUGCAGUACGUCCAGGAGAACCCAGACGAGGUCUGCCCGGCCGGAUGGAAGCCUGGGGACAAGUCGAUGAAGCCGGACCCCAAGGGAAGCAAAGAGUACUUCGCGGCCAUCUAGAUGCCCCGCCAUGCAGGAGCUUUGGUGCUCUGUAUCAUGGUGUGCCCUCUUUCGGUGCACCAGCGGUGGAUCGAUGUGGAGUUUUUGCACUGCUGUGCUGAGCUCGUGUUUUGACAUGCCAGCUGCCUCUUGUGAUGAGCCGAGUGUAGUAGGUCUUGUGCAUCCCGAUUGAAUGCUGUUCUAUGCCACUUUUGUUUCCUUCUUUACAUGACGAAUAAGGCUUCAUUUUGGUCGUGUUUUGCGAGCUCA
Setaria italica (foxtail millet) is the source of this 1121-nucleotide messenger RNA. RefSeq names its product 2-Cys peroxiredoxin BAS1, chloroplastic. The record is from RefSeq and is a predicted model, not a curated record. Lineage: Eukaryota; Viridiplantae; Streptophyta; Magnoliopsida; Poales; Poaceae. Gene Ontology annotation, molecular function: thioredoxin peroxidase activity. The transcript has 7 exons. The coding region runs from base 90 to 872 and encodes 260 amino acids. Gene Ontology annotation, biological process: response to oxidative stress; hydrogen peroxide catabolic process; cellular response to stress.